Messenger RNA from Lodderomyces oxycetoniae, 1386 nucleotides. RefSeq names its product Nrm1p (gene NRM1). Bases 1 to 1386 code for a protein of 461 amino acids. The record is from RefSeq and is a predicted model, not a curated record. The transcript has a single exon. NCBI's taxonomy places the organism in Eukaryota, Fungi, Ascomycota, Pichiomycetes, Serinales, Debaryomycetaceae.
AUGUCAGUCGCGACAAAUAGAGUAGCUUUCUCAACAAUCAGAGAUACUCAAUUAAACUCUUCAACACCACUAGUUGAUAGGAAAUCAAAGCUACAUUACCAAUCUGCAGAUAAUUCUAGUCGUCUAAUAUCACUCACACCACGUAAAUACAGAAAGACAGGAGUUCCUGACCUCAUAUCGAGAUCUUUUUCGAUUGAAAAAUCUGGUACAUAUUAUGAUAAAAGUAUUUCCUCCACGUUGAAAUCCAAAAGUUUUGCCAGCCAUCAUCAUACUCCAGUCUCUUCACCGGAAAACUCAUCAACUUUGCAUUUGAAAUCCUCACUUUCAACAUUCAAAAACGAUGUAGCUGGCUUAGCUGCAACCAAAUUGAAAUUGAAAUUGCAAUUUGCCCUUCAUAAGGUUAAGCAAAAUAAAAUAAAGGGCGAAAUAAGCAAAGUAAACACCAACAAAAUGAAAGUUUCAAAGCCAACUUCAAACUUGUAUUUUUCUAGGAACCAGAAACAACAAACUCCCAUUGUAUCGCCACAUAAUGACUUACCAUUGAGAGCUUCUGCUUUUGCCUUUUUGCCCACACCACCAGAACAAGUACCGGCCCGCCACAAUUUCUACACCAAUUCAAUCAAUGUCAAUUUGCAAACAAAAAAUAAAGCAGCGUUUUCUAGUGCUUCAUUAUCAAAAGUGGCCUCAAACAAAACCGGGAAAAAAUAUCAAAAAUUAAGGUUAUUCCAAAUAAAGAAGACAAGUGUCUAUUAUUCAGGUUCACAACGAAGAUUGCCUUUGACUAAUGAAAAACAACAACAACAAGAACAACAGCAAGCUGCGCCAGCAAUUGAUUCAACGUCCAAUCUACUCUUGUUUUGCCAACCCACAGUGACAGAUGAUACACAUAAGAAGAAAGAGGGCAUUUCUACAGCUUUUCCCAAUAUUUUACCUUCUCUAAACUUGCGUUCACGCCUGGCAGAAUCCUCUUUUGCAAACCAAACUCCCAAUUUACCCUCCAUCAAUAAAAUUUUGAAAACACCUUUGAAACGUGCAAAUAUGUCGAGAUCUUUUAGAUUUCAACAGUCGUUUAAUAAUGCCGCGCCCACAGUAAUUGCAUCACGAACCCCCACCCUUGCUGAUGAAACGACGAUAGACGAAGACAACGACAUGACCUUAUUGCAAAAUACAACAUGUCAAAAUUCUACCAUUGAUCAAAUAGAUGAAAACACUACAAUUAGGAACAAAGACGAUGGUAUAAAGGAUGAUGAAGAUGAACAAGAAAACGAAAGCGACGGGUAUAAAAAAUCUGUCCUAGAUUCUUCUCCCAUCACCAACCAUCUUGGAACUCCUAAUAGUAGAAGUGUCGCCAAAUCCUUACUACAAUUAGGAGGACACAGAAUGUAA